Messenger RNA from Xyrichtys novacula (pearly razorfish), 8024 nucleotides. The record is from the annotation of a GenBank genome assembly. Lineage: Eukaryota; Metazoa; Chordata; Actinopteri; Labriformes; Labridae.
UUUUUUUUUUCACUGGAAAUUACAGGAAAGAUCCAGAAAUGAGCUCCACAUGUCAGACUUUAAAAUGAGACGUUUGCACAUUUCCAUUUAGUCUCAUGUAAAAAAGAGUGAUCAAGUUCUGAAAGAUUCAAUUCAAUCUUUUAAAGUUUCAAAGGAAAGACUAAAAAGUUUUGAGGUGUGGCAGAGAGAGAGAAGUGUUUACUCGUGUCACCUUUGACUCCCAUAAAGUGAAGGGGGCGUAGCGUUCAUAGGUUCACGCCGUGCAUGUUAAAACAAACCACAGGCGACCCACAUUCCUCUUGACUCAGAGGAGAUGUUUCUGUGCUCGCUGCGUUCAGGGAGGUGUUUGUGACAGUUUGCACAGUUUACUUCAACAGAGAAGAGAGAGGAGGAAGACGUGACUGACGCUUUGGUUUACACUCGUUUGAGAAGAAGAAACAUGGGGAGACGUCUUCUGAUUUUCCUUGUUUUGGCUCUCUGUCUUAGUGUUUCACUUCAAAAGAAAGGUAAGACUUCUUCUGUUAUUUCUCUUUAUUAAACUCAGACCUGUCAUCUGACCUUAAGUGUUAAGAAGAGCGCUUUUAAAUAAAAUAUUAUUAUUCUUAUUGAUUGUUUCUGUGACAAAGAGAGCUGUAUUCUCACUGACUGUGUGUGACAUCUCUCUCUGGUUGGCUCGGUGUCUUACUUCAUCUAUAUCAGACUAAUCAAUAACAGCGGGCUGCGGCACGCUCCCUGGUGAUUCACUGAUUCACUAUUACAGCAACCACAUUCCGUACACAUGACAAGAGAAGUUUCAUCAUUAGGAUUGAAACCACAGGAUUGUUGAAUGGACUUAAAAAAGUUGUGUUAGUUCAGCCUGUAAGGAAACAUCUCUCUGUUUUCUGUCACUAAGGACACAGAUUUGAACAAGCUGAUCCAGGAAGUUAUCAACGUGUUAUUUCUCUGAUUAAACCAGGUCAGGUCAAUUCCAAUAACCUGAUAAAAGUUUACUAUAGUUAAAAAAAGAGGCUUUUAUCAUUCAAAAGUUUAUAAAAAUCAGAUUUUCAUCAUUUACAGCUUAUAUUUAAUUCAAACUAAUGUGAGGAGAGCAUAUUGAAUUUUGAAAUAUUUAGUUUUUUACUGUUUUUUGUUUGUUUUAAAUUUAUUGCCAGCAACUUGUUUAAAAAAGAAAGCUUGUACAGGAGCAUCAAAAAUCUUAAAAAGUUGUGGGAUUCUUCAAAAAACAGCCGGAGGAACAUCUCCAAGUUUAAAAAUUUCGUUUACAACAAUUAAGUAACGGUACUGAAUCUGAGAAAAGGACGCCAGAGAGCUUUGAGCAUAACUUUUCUGAGAAAAAAGUUGGAAUUCUGACUUUAAUCUCAGAAUUCUGACUUUUUUCUCAGAUUAAUAAUUAAAAAAAUAUUUAUCUGACCUUUUUUUUUUUUUUUCAGUAGCUCUAAUCUUCUUCUGUACUUUUCUCAUUAUCACACUGUUAAAGAUUUGGGGUUUUUAAUCAUCUACAGAACAUCAGAGAACAUGGAGAAAAGCCAAAUUUUAAUACCAAAGAGCCGAGAUCUUAGUUAACGGACUCUGAAGUGGGAGGCGCUGCGUGGGCUCAGAAUAAUCUACAAAAGCCUUUAUCUCUGAACGCAGUUUGUUCCGUCCGCAAAUGCAGGUUAACAUUGCACCAUCUAGAGAAAAACCCCCACACAUACAUCUAAUUUAAAAACGCUGACAAAAGAUUGUAUCAGGUGAGAGUGAGACCGUUCCUGUGUGACAACUGAUAAAGAAGAAAAAAAUAAAAACCAUACCGCUGACCAGCUUUUCUGACAUGUCGCUAGAUUAAAAAACUUUUUAUAAAAAAGUGAAGAAAGUGAAAGUAAAGCAGCUCCAUGCGUCAGUUGCAGCUCAUUUAGGUUGAGUAAACAUGACUGUUUAUGAGCCUGAGGAGGACGUGAAUACGUGGCUUCGGUUUAGACUGUAGAAAUGAUCAAAUAUAAAGAUAAAAAUAAAGCUAAAGUGCUCGCUCUGUUUUUUAAUUCUCUGUUUUUUUAGUCAGUGAAGGUCAUGUCCUUAAAUUUCUAAAAGUUCCUCACAGCAGCUUUAAAGGAAUAUUUCAGCGUAAAAUUAAUUUAAGGUAAAACACACAGUAACACAGAGUUAGACACUCCCCCGAGAGAUGAAUGUUGUCGACCGCUUGCUUCUUUAGUUAUACCAACUUUAGUAACACCCGCAGACAGCAAUACAGAGAGCCAUGCACUCAACCAAAACGCCACUCUAUAGCCAAAAAUAAUGCUCAGAACAGCACCUAACUUCAUCAACAGUACAUAUAGGGUCCCAGCCACAGCACUAGCCACCAAACAUCUUUUUAACUUUGCCUAAUUUGUUUAGCAAAGAGACUAAACACAACUCAUCUACUCUCAUCGAGCAGCCGCUUGUUUGUAGCGAGACCUUGGACCAGUCCAUUACGGACUACAGCGGGGUGACGCAGCUCAAGGAAGAACAUUUAUGAUCAUUUCUUCAUGGAAAUGCAAUCAGACCGAGACGCUAAGGCAGAAGAACUACUGCGUCUGCAGUGCAAAAUGAUUAAUAUGGUGAUUAUUUCUUCAAUGAAAUGAUGAAGAAAUGAUCAUAAAUGUUCUUCCUUGAGCUGCGUCACCCUGCAGCAGUCCGUAAUGGACUGGCCUGAGGUCUCCCUACAAACAAGCGGCUGCUGGAAGAGAGUAGGUGAGUUGUGUUUAGUCUCUUUGCUAAAGAAAAGAUGUUUGGUGGCUAGUACUAUGGCUGGGACCCUAUAUGUACUGUUGAUGAAGUUAGGUGCUGUUCUGAGCAUUAUUUGUGGCUAUAGAGUGGCGUUUUGGUUGAGGUUUGUUUUUGGCUCCUCAGACCGCUGUGUAUUGCUAUCCUGCGGUUGUUACUAAAGUUGGUAUAACUAGAGAAGCAAGCGGUCAUCUCUAGAGGGGGUGUCUAACUCGGUGUUAUGGUGUGUUUGACCCUAAAUUAUUUUACACCAGAAAAUCAUUUUUAAGUUCACUCUCAUUACUCUCCUCCUUGAGUGUCUUAAUUCUCAUAGUUUUGCAUCUUUGUGUGUUUGUUGUAGUGAAAAAGAAAGACAGAGGACACAGGAGGAACAGCUCGGCAGUUAUUGGUCCUAGAACUUUUAAAGGACUGCCAGACCUUCAGACCAGUUUUAUUUUUAUCCUAAAUGGGACACAGGCUCCAGUUUCGACUGACUCUCCUCCAUCACUGCGGUCUCUAAGCAACAGCACAGUGGGAUACCUCCUCAGCCCUCUGAGCACGCGGGUCAUCCCCGUUAUUUAUGUCCUGGUCAUCAUCGUUGGGAUCCCAGCCAACGUCGCCAUCUUGAGCAUGCUGGUCGCCAAAAUCCGGAAGGUGUCCUCUGCCAUCCUCUACUGCAGCCUGGCCGUCUCCGACCUCUUGCUCCUCCUCUCACUCUUCUUUAAGGCUCACUACCAUUUCCAUGGAAACCACUGGGUGCUCGGGGAGGCCGCCUGCCGAGUGGUCACUGCUUGUUUCUAUGGCAACCUGUACUGCUCAGCCCAGACGCUUGCUUGCAUCAGCAUCAAGCGCUACCUGGCUGUGGUGCACCCAUUCAUGUACAAAAGACUCCCUAAGCGGACGUACACGACAUGCGUCAGUAUCGCCGUAUGGGGGGUGUUCGGUGCCGCCAUCAUACCUGAACUCCUCGUGCAGCAGAGCUAUUGGCUCCCUGAGGUGGGCCGCACCACCUGCCAUGAUGUACUCCCUCUGGACUUUGACUCCCAUGUCUUCCUGCUCUACUACAACCUGUUCCUGACCGUCUUCGGCCUCCUGGUUCCUCUUGUGAUUACUGUUGUUUGCUUCGCCCGUAUCAUCAGUGAGCUGCAGCAGUCGCACCAUGACUGGGCGAUGUACAUCAAAGCCAGCUCUCUGGUUUUUGGCAUCUUCCUGCUGUGCUUCACUCCUGCUGGAGUCCUGCACUUCUCCCACUAUGUGCAGCUGUUUGCAGACGGGACAGAAACUUUAUACGUCUACUUUAAAGCAGCAGUGUGUCUGUGCUGCGUCCACGCCUGCCUGGACCCCUUCCUCUUUCUGCUCAUGUCAAAGUCUGCAGGAUCGGCACUUUACUUCAGUCCUUUUAAGGGGAAGACUCUGAGUAUAUCUAUAUGAGGAAAAGCUACAGAUGAGACUGAUUUUGAAUUUCUUUGUGGCUGGAAUCCAAAGAGAAAACCUUGAAAGUGUUUGUGUUAAUCUGCAGGCAGAAUAAACAAAGCUACAGAGACUGUGAUAGGAAAAGGGGAGGACAUGUAUAUAAGUGAUGUAAAUAAAAUGAGAGAAAAAUUAUUAAUCGUUAACAUGUUGGUUUAAAGGGAUAUUUCUGUUUUUUUAUAUUCAAACAUAUUAUUGGAUAUUUUUGUAUAUAGCCUGUAUUCUACUGUCAAAAAAAGGGAAAAGACACUCUGGUGCAACAACCUUAGCAAUGACAGUUGAAGCUUUACUUAGUAAAUGAACUGUAGAGAAAGUUACCCAGAAUUUCCACCGCAUCCAAAACAGCAGCAAUUUUUGCCGUCUGCCAAUUCCUACCGGAUCCGUUUGUGAGGCGGAUUUGGUGGCAGAUUACGGACAGUGGGAAUAGCGAGAGCUUUCAAGAACCUGCGGAUUCAAGUGCAAUCGCGUGAUAACGAGUUGUUGCUAUAAAGACAGCUACAUAACUGUAAUGAUGCCUAGCACAUGUUCCCACUUUAAAGAAUGGAAGGUCCACACGAAUGAUCAUUUUGACAAGCUUUACUGGUUACAGAUCUGGGUUACAGCUUCAUCAUGUCAUAAGUGUAACAAAGACUGGUCUGAGACUGUUCAAGUACAUAUAGCCGUCCACAUUUCCAAACACUCUGCUUGCAUCUUGUUGAUCUGAAAGAGAGCGCAUGUAGGGUAAUAACAAAGCACAACGUAUUUUGGGAGCCUAAGUGAUGUUAAACAUGGGUACAAGGUCCUUGUUGAGGAUGGUUGUAGGAGGCCUAUGGCUCCAGAAAUGUAGCACCAAGGUAUCCAAGGUGUGACACCAAGGAGUGACACUGUUUCACCACACUUAAGGCUGACGUGACCACCCAAAGAAAAUCACCCUGACAAUAACCAUAUAAGCAGUAGACUGUGUCCUUCCAAAGGAGGAAAUCCACAUCUAGACUUCUAGAAUUAGCAUCUCCACAUCCACGGUGUCAACAGGGUGAAAUGCUGUCUAAAAACCUUUCACUGGUUCAUCCCCGCCUGUUUAUAUGGUGUGAGAUGCGAUCCGCCUGAAACACGGAGUGUUUUAUUUUGAAAAGAAGCCGGAUGUUUUAUUUUGUGUCUGUGCCUGACUUCCUUUCCAACAUGGGUGAACCUGUGCUGAAUUUAUCUAGCAUGCUUCAGCGUCCGGAAAAUAUAGAACUCGAUCAGCUACAAUCGUUGGCCUUUUCGUAGCUGUUCUAGAUGUGGUGGAAAUUGGGGUUUAGAAGUUUUCAGACGCUGCAGUCUGGCGGAAAAAGACUUAAUCGGCCAAAAUUUCUAGCCAAAAGAAAUGCAAAAUAAAUGUUCAUCACCAUGGUCCAAAUAUAAGAUGGGGCUUUAGGCAGCUCCUUCAGCAGCAGACUGAGACUCCCACCCUGCAGGACGGAGCGCUACCGCAGAUCAUUCCUCCCCUCUGCAAUAAGACUUUACAAUGAACAGUAACAAAACUGAUUUUACACCACCACUUUUUUUAUGGCAUUUAAAUUGUGUAUAUUGUAGAAAGCUUUAUUUUUUCUUCUCCCUUUUCUAAUUUUUUUCUUAAUUAUUACAUUUAUUUAAGUUCUUAAUAUUAGGACCCUUAUUGUUAUAACUGCAUUUUUGCACUUUUUGGCUUGUCUGUGAUGCUGCUGUGACAAAAAAAUUUCCCCCAUGGGGGAUCAAUAAAGGAAUAUUCUAUUCUAUUCUAUUCUAUUGCUACCUUAAGUAACAUGUGAAAAUAGUGGGAUCAUCAGCAUAUGUUGACAGCAGAGCUGAGAAACAUAACUGAACUAAAACUUUUGUGCAAAAAAGGUAAAAAAUGUGAGUCACGUACUAGUUGGUAUAGGAGGACUAACAAUCAACCAAAUCCAAAAUGCAUGAAAUAAUCUUUUGAAGGAGGAAAAUUAAAAAAACAACUCGAGCACUUUCUUUUUUCUGUGUUGAAUUAUUCCUCCUGAAGGUUUUUAUGUUUGAAGAGUCAACUCAAUGAGGAAUCAUGUGACACACUGUUGUAAUAACAUGUUUAACAAACCUUUGAGGUAUUUUCUGCUUACUAAAGCUCCUGUGAGGAGUUUUUAGCUCCACCUUAAAUAUCCUGAAACUGACCUUCAGACUAAAUUAUUUUAAUGUCAGAAGAUGAUGGCGGGGGGUAGGUGUCAGGCUCGACAAAAACUGCUUCUCACAGGAGCUUUAAAACACAGCUAGAGGAAUUUUGUUGGGGAAAAAAUAUCACAUGUACUGGAAAAUAACAGCUAAAACAUAAGGUACCCUUAAAGUUCCACACUGGAGCUUUGAACAAAGAACCAAAUUAUGCUUCAAAAAUUCAGUCUUUCAGAAUCUUUUGUCAAACCCCUCUAAGCUUUUCCUGUAACUGAUGUAAAUGUGCAGUUUCUAUGUUGUACACGGCUAUAAAUAAGACAUGUUUUUGUCUGAGUUUCUAAAUGUGGAGUUGUGUUUUUAAUGUUUUCCUCUGGACUCCUGGGGGGAGGGAGAAUCACCUUUGAACUAGCCCCUUUACCCCUCCCUCACUGAGGUGGCGUUUCCUGCUCUGACUGGGACAGGAUGCAGCAAACCGAGAACUGGAAACAAAGACAUUAAAUUAUUUCCAGAGAUGUUUCUAACCCACUUUAACUGUUCGGAAAAUGAUGAUGAGUCAGAGGCUGGAGUCUGAAAGUUUCAGUGCAAUAACGGAGUUUAAAACUGAGAAGUUUGAAAUGAAAAUGGGAACUUUGUGCUGUUUGAAUAUGAGGUUUUGCUUUAUGCUUUAUGCUUUACACUGAAUCCACUGGAGUGUUUUUACCUAUGUAAAUUAAUCUUGUCUUUUUGGAAGUGUGUUUUAUUAUUAUCAUUAUUAUUAUUCUUAUGAACAUGUCAGUAAUUAUAUCUUCUUGAGUUUAUGUGUUUAUGGCUGCCAGUCUUUACAGUCACAGUCCACAGUGGAAAUAAAUCCUGGAUCUAAUAUUUUGCUGAAGUCUGACGUCGUCUUUUCUUUAAUGUGACACAAAUACGGGUUCACUUCAAUAACACAAGCCAUCUGUCUCUCUGUACUUGUUGCUUUUUGUUUAGCAUUAAUGGAGGCUUCACAUAUGCAGAGGACGGGCGUCCGUGAUUUCCAAAAAGAAGACCAAACUUUAGUUUGUUAGACCACAGGACAGUUUCUGAAUCCGCCCAUUUCGUUUUCUCUCUGCAUUAUUAAACAGUUUUUCUCCAACAGCUCCAAGAGAGACAGGAAUUGAGGGGAGUCGAGACUUGUAGCAAAAGGUCAAGGCAAGGAAUUGAACCAGCGACCGCUCCGACAAGGACUGUAGCUUUAUAUGUGUGGUGUUUGUUUGCUAGACCACUGGUGCCCCGUGCAUUUGUGGAUGUAGCAACAGUGUGUAUUCACAGAUGAGGAUUUUGAGCCCAUGUGGUGACUACAGAGUCAUGCCCAUUUUUAAUUGAAACUUGCCUUAAAGGCCAAAAGACUCAGCUUCUUAUAAAUUCCUCUUUUAAACCCAGUCACGCUACUAACCUGUUGCAAAUGAACUUUUUUAGUUGAGGUUGUUUGUUAGUGUUUUGUCUUUGCUGUCCAAACUUUGUCUAAACAAAUUGCUGCAUCAAGUUUUAAAUCAGAAUAAAUAGUUAAUACAUUAAUAUAAUUUUCUCUUUCGACAACUGAUAUGUUGUCUUACUUCCUGGUAAAUAGUUUAUUAAUUAAUUAUUAAUUAUUUGCAAACAAUUAAAAUCUCAUUUUGUCAACAUUUUAAAGAGUCCAAACUUAUUUGUAAUUAAGAUUUAAAAUAAGUGAUUUUUUUUUCUUUUUU